Molecule: messenger RNA, 1269 nt
Organism: Cladophialophora immunda
Lineage: Eukaryota; Fungi; Ascomycota; Eurotiomycetes; Chaetothyriales; Herpotrichiellaceae
Exons: 4
Coding region: 170-1240 (356 amino acids)
Molecular function (GO): nitronate monooxygenase activity
Source: RefSeq, a predicted model, not a curated record
CCUCGGUACCUGGACCGCAUCUCCAGAUCGGUUGUGAGAUAACUAUCACGACUCCUCAAUUCAAUAUGAUGAUUUCUCCCACAUUGUGGUGGACGCGCCAGAUCCUCACCUUGAGAAACAUCCCAACUUCCAACGAGCAUCCACGGUACAACCCAGAUUUCCAACCAAGAUGAGCUCUCGACAGAAAAUCCGGACAACCCUGACGGACCUGUUUGGCGUGAAGCAUCCUGUGAUGCUCGCCGGCAUGGGAGUCGCGGCAGGGCCAAAGCUGGCAGCGGCGGUCACUAACGCUGGCGGCAUCGGUGUCAUUGGGGGCCACGGGUACAGUCCAGACGGUCUUCGUGAACAAAUCAAUGAGCUCAAGUCGUACUUGAACGACAAGGACGCGCCUUUUGGCGUCGACAUUCUGCUUCCUCAGGUGGGAGGCAACGCACGCAAGACAAACUACGACUACACCAAAGGCAAACUGAUGGAACUCAUCGAAGUUGUGGUCGAGUCCAAGGCCCGCGUCUUCGUUUCUGCGAUCGGAGUGCCCCCGAGGCAGGCCGUGGAUCGUCUCCACGCCGGCGGGGUCUUGUACAUGAACAUGAUCGGGCACCCCAAGCACGUCCAAAAGUGCUUGGAUCUGGAUGUGGAUAUCCUGUGCGCCCAAGGAGGGGAAGCUGGUGGCCACACCGGCGACAUUCCCUUUUCUGUUCUGAUCCCGUCUGUGGCAAAACUGCUCAAGGGGAAAAAAAGUGCUUUCACCGGCGUCGAUGUUCAGCUCGUCGCAGCUGGUGGUGUUUCCGGCGGUGAGAGCUUGGCUGCGGCUUUGAUGCUGGGGGCUUCGGGUGUUUGGGUCGGAACGAGAUUCAUUGUUGCCCAUGAAGCCGGUGCAUCGAGGGCUCACCAAGACGCGGUCUUGAGUGCGACUGUCGACGACACUAUCAGGAGUGUCAUCUUCUCGGGACGACCGUUGCGGAUACGUAAGACUCCAUACAUCCUUAACUGGGAAGAGAAUCGGCAGGAGGAGAUCAAGUCAUUAACCGGGCAAGGCAUUCUCCCGGUCCAAAAUGACGCAGAGUUACGUCCGGAUGAUGAAGAUGUCCUGGACAAUCUACACCCGUAUCUCAUGGGCAUUGUGGCUGGCACGGUGAACUACAGAAGUAGUGCAAGGGAAAUUGUGGACGAGAUCGUGGAUGCUGCAGCAGAAAAACUCCGGUUGGGGAGUGUUAUGCUUGUCAAUGAGCCGAAGCUAUGAAGCAGAGGAGCUGCACUUGUGGCUGUGAC